Molecule: messenger RNA, 2124 nt
Organism: Manis javanica (Malayan pangolin)
Lineage: Eukaryota; Metazoa; Chordata; Mammalia; Pholidota; Manidae
Source: RefSeq, a predicted model, not a curated record
GCGGCAAGGGUUCCAGCGACCGCGGGAAGAGUCCUUGGAAGCGGAGCGGCGACUCAGCGAGGGUUCCAGUUGGCCACAGAGGUACCCCAGCCCCAGACCUUUCCACUGACAAGGUGUUUCCAGCCUGAAGCCGCCCUGCAGGCUCAGCGUCCAUCUAGUAACGUACUUCACCGCGCCGAGAACCUGAUCUCAGUAUCUGCCCGCAUGUUGGGAGGAUUAGACGGCUGAUGAGUAGAGCCUGCUAGCUGUCCUUUAACAAACUCUUCAAAUCAUGGACAAACAAAAUGUGCAAGAGAAUGCUCCUGACUCAGGAACAAAUUUCCCAGCCGGGGGUCCUCCUCAGUAUCCUACAGCAGCAUUCCAAGGACCUCCAGGACAUCCUGUCUACCCUGGCCCCCAGAUUGGCUAUCCUGGCCCUCAGGCUGGCUAUCCUGGCCCUCAGGCUGGAUACUCAUACCCACCAGCUGGUUAUUCAGGUGCUGGCCCAGUGGGCUUUCCUGUCCAAGAACAGCCAAUGUAUAAUCAGCCAGGUAGACCUGCACAGGUACUGUGGAUGCCAGUACCACUGCCUCCACCAGACUGCCCACCCGGGUUGGAAUAUUUAAGUCAGAUAGAUCAGAUACUGGUGCAUCAACAAAUUGAGCUUCUGGAAGUCAUAACAGGUUUUGAAACUAAUAACAAAUACAAAAUUAAGAAUAGCCUUGGACAGAUGAUUUACUUCGCAGUCGAGGAUACUGAUUUCUGUACUCGAAACUGCUGUGGGUCUUCGAGGCCCUUCACCAUUCGGAUUCUUGAUAAUUUGAACCGAGAAGUCAUGACCCUGCAGAGGCCGCUGGCAUGUGACAGCUGCUGUUGUCCUUGCUGCCUUCAGGAGAUAGAAAUCCAUGCUCCUCCUGGUAUACCAGUAGGUUAUGUUAAUCAGAUGUGGCACCCAUGCCUACCAAAGUUUACAGUUAAAAAUGAGAGGAGAGAAGACAUACUAAAAAUUAUUGGCCCAUGUCUUGUGUGCAGCUGUUGUGCAGAUGUUGAUUUCGAGAUUAAAUCUCUUGAUGAAGAGAAUGUGGUUGGCAAGAUUUCUAAACAGUGGACUGGUUUUGUGAGAGAGGCAUUUACAGAUGCCGAUAACUUUGGCAUCCAGUUCCCUCUGGACCUGGAUGUGAAGAUCAAAGCUGUAAUGCUUGGUGCCUGCUUCCUCAUUGACUUCAUGUAUUUUGAAAAGUCUGGAGGCAAUAAAUAGAAAGGAGGAGUGUGGUAAUGGCUUAAUGAAAGUCCCCUUAGAAAAUUUGGAAUCUAUAUAUCAUUUAUAAAAGAAAAACUCAGUGGUUUUUUUAUUUAUUGAAAUAAUGUAUAGCAUAUACAACUUACACUAUGAUUCUUGAAGCUCCAGGUAUUUGAUUUCCUUUUUUAAAUUACAGAGUUUAUUUUCUAUAUCACUUACUUGUAAAUGUCUUACUUAUCUUCUUUUAUACAUUUUAUUUUUCAUUGUGUGUUUCAGAGAAAGAACAUGGGAAGUUUUACAUUUAAACACGAAACUUCCAAAGUUCAUUAAAGCCUUACUAAAGUAACUUUGAUAUAGUUAUGUUAUUUUAUUAAAUCUAGUAACAGUUUAUUUUAUAUGUUGCAGUUGUUAUUUUGCAAAUACUAUAUGUUCAAAAAAGUUUAAAAAAAUGAAUGUAAUUUCAGUUUCCUUUAUAAUUAUGUUCAAAUAAUACUCAAUAUUCAUAGUAUCAAGGAAAAGCAAAAUUUGUUUGUUUUUUUCAACAAAUCACACUGUAUUUAACUUCUCCUAUAAGCUAUCUACUACUAUAAAAAUAAGAUUUCCACAUUGGCAAGAAAAUAAGUUAACCAAUUUUUGAUGAUUUUCAGUGAAAAAAGACAUGAUUCUGUCCCAAAGAACACAUAUACUUACUCACUUUAAAAAUGGAAUGUUGUUACAAUUUUUGAAGUAAUUAUUUUGCACAUGGAAUAUUUACCUCAUAUCAAUCAUUCAUAAACAUGGUAGUUAUGAAAUAGGUGUUAAUUAAGUAGAACAUAUAUAUUCCUUCUGAGUAUUAAUUUCAGUAAUGGUCUAGUGGAUUAUUUAUACCAAUAAUCAAACAACUGAAAUAAAAAACAUUUGACAUA